UUACUGCAACAGGCAGGGCGGAACUCUUUGCAGCAUGUCCAAGGAAGAUGGAUAGUCAGAUAGGCAGAGUUACAGCCAAACCUAACUGCUAAGUAGUUACCAUGCCGAUGAGAUAGGUCAAAUCCCCAGUUUAUUUCACGGCAUUGCGGAUACCAUCGUGACUUGUUUUGGGUGUUUCAGAAGUGUUUGAACUUCCCUCACAUUUUCCCCAACGUAUUUUCACGAAGGGAGGCGGCGGUGGAGCGGUCGGCAGCCAUCUUUGGACCUGCCUGGGAGUGGGAUUCAACUGUUCUGGCACUCCAGUUACUUCAAGGGUGGGGAUUUUAACCUAUAAUAACUCACUAACAUGUAUGUUAUAAUCGAGUGACAUCGCUAAUAGCCACAAGGAUUUGGCGUACGAAGUUGCCGAACCGGGGAAGAAACAGGAGAAAUAACGUUACUUUUAUAAUCCCAAACUGUUUUGAAUUAGCUACACGACAUUCUCCAAAGCGCUGGGACCUGGCCUGUCAGAAGAGGCUCUGAACACAUGUGAGACCACUGUCCUGCAGAUGAACCAUCAGUGGGGGCUCUCAAGUCGCUGUUGCAGACCCAGACAGUUGCUGGCGGCAGCGGCCUUGCCCCCCAGCUCCCCAUUAUGCCCAACAGCAGUCGGGCGGGGAGCCUGAAGGACCCCGAAAUUGCUGAGCUCUUCUACAAGGAGGACCCAGAAAAGCUCUUCACAGAUCUGCGUGAGAUUGGACAUGGCAGCUUUGGUGCUGUAUAUUUUGCACGGGAUGUGCGGACAAAUGAGGUGGUGGCCAUCAAGAAGAUGUCCUACAAUGGAAAGCAGUCCAGUGAGAAAUGGCAAGACAUAAUCAAAGAGGUGAAAUUCCUGCAGAGAAUACAACAUCCAAACAGCAUAGAGUACAAAGGAUGUUACCUGCGAGAGCACACCGCCUGGCUGGUAAUGGAGUAUUGUCUGGGCUCUGCUUCAGAUUUGUUAGAAGUUCACAAAAAACCUCUGCAAGAAGUCGAAAUAGCUGCAAUUACCCAUGGUGCUCUACAAGGGUUGGCCUAUCUUCACUCCCAUAGCAUGAUUCACCGAGAUAUAAAGGCAGGGAACAUCCUGCUGACAGAACCAGGGCAAGUAAAGCUAGCAGAUUUCGGUUCUGCUUCCAUUGCCUGUCCGGCCAACUCCUUUGUUGGGACUCCAUAUUGGAUGGCCCCAGAAGUAAUUUUAGCUAUGGAUGAGGGUCAGUAUGAUGGAAAGGUGGACAUUUGGUCUUUGGGGAUUACAUGCAUUGAAUUAGCUGAGAGGAAGCCUCCACUGUUCAACAUGAAUGCAAUGAGUGCCUUAUACCAUAUAGCACAGAAUGAGAGCCCCACACUGCAGUCGAGUGAAUGGUCGGAUUAUUUUCGAAACUUUGUAGAUUCUUGCCUUCAGAAAUUUCCCCAGGAUAGACCCAACUCUGAGGAGCUCUUAAAGCAUGCAUUUGUACAGCGUGAGCGGCCAGAUUCAGUUUUAAUAGACCUCAUAAGUCGGACUAAGGAUGCAGUGCGGGAGCUGGACAAUCUGCAGUAUCGUAAAAUGAAGAAGAUCUUGUUUCAGGAAGCCCACAAUGGCCCCACAACUGAGGCACAAGAUGAAGAGGAGGAGCCAGAGCACAGUGUGGGUAGGACAGGUACAGUGAACAGCGUGGGGAGCAACCAAUCCAUCCCCAGUAUGUCAAUCAGUGCCAGUUCCCAGAGCAGCUCAGUCAACAGUCUAACUGAUGCUGGUGAUGAUAAGAGUGAGGUGGACAUGGAGGGAGACCAUACAGUCAUGUCCAACAGCUCCGUCAUACACCUCAAGCCGGAGGAACAGUCAUAUAAUCAAGUGUCAGAACCUCACACCCGUCCAACUGAACCACAGUCACCACCCGCACACGCUCCGCGGCCAAAACGAAACCGUGAACACUUUGCCACCAUACGCACAGCUUCAGUGCUCACUCGCCAGAUUAAGGAGCACGAGCAGGAUUCUGAGUUAAGGGAGCAGAUACUGGGCUACAAGCGCAUGAGACGGCAGCACCAGAAACAGCUGAUGGCUCUGGAAAACAAGCUGAAAGCUGAGAUGGAUGAGCACAGGCUUCGUCUGGACAAGGAGCUGGAGAACCAGAGAAAUAGCUUUGCCCAGGAAAUGGAAAAACUGAUCAAGAAACACCAGGCAUCCAUGGAGAAAGAUGCAAAAACAUUUAGCAAUGAUGAAAAGAGGUUUCAACAGCAUAUCCAGAGUCAGCAGAAGAAAGAGCUCAACAGCUUCUUAGAAUCCCAAAAACGGGAGUACAAACUUCGCAAGGAACAACUGAAAGAGGAACUGAAUGAAAACCAGUCAACGCCCAAGAAAGAAAAGCAGGAGUGGUUGUCCAAGCAGAAGGAGAACUUCCAACACUUCCAAGCGGAGGAGGAAGCUAACUUACAGCGUAGACAGAGGCAAUAUCUAGAGCUUGAGUGCCGCAGGUUCAAACGAAGGAUCUUGAUUGCUCGCCACAAUAUUGAACAGGACCUAGUGCGAGAGGAGCUAAACAAGCGUCAGACCCAGAAAGACCUGGAACAUGCUAUGCUUCUCCGGCACCAUGAGUCCAUGCAAGAGUUGGAGUUCCGCCAGCUUAACACCAUCCAAAAGACGAGGGCCGAGCUGAUCCGCCUGCAGCACCAGACAGAGCUCACCAAUCAGCAGGAGUACAACAAGAGGAGGGAGAGGGAACUCCGACGCAAACAUGUUAUGGAGGUUCGCCAGCAACCCAAGAGCCUCAAGUCCAAAGAGCUACAGAUCAAGAAGCAGUUUCAGGACACGUGUAAGAUCCAGACCAGGCAGUACAAAGCACUGCGGAACCAUCUGCUGGAGACCACACCGAAGUCUGAGCACAAGGCUGUCCUUAAACGGAUGAAGCAGGAGCAGCACCGCAAACUCGCCAUCUUGGCAGAACAAUAUGACCACUCCAUCAAUGAGAUGCUUUCCACUCAGGCGCUCCGCCUGGAUGAGACUCAGGAGGCUCAGUGCCAAGGUCUACGCAUGCAACUGCAGCAGGAGCUGGAGCUUCUCAACGCCUACCAGAGCAAGAUCAAGAUGCAGACAGAAUCACAGCAUGACCGAGAGAAGAAGGACCUGGAGCAAAGGGUGUCACUCCGAAGGGGCCUGUUGGAACAGAAGAUUGAGGAGGAGAUGAUGUCCUUGCAGAAUGAACGCUUGGAACGAAUCCGGAGUCUCCUCGAACGUCAGGCCCGAGAAGUUGAGGCUUUUGACUCAGAGAGUAUGCGCCUGGGCUUUAGCAACAUGGUGCUCUCAAACAUCUCCCCAGAGGCCCUCAGCAAUAGCUUUCCUGGGGCUCCAGGAAACUGGAGUCACCAUCUGCAGCAGCACCCAUCUAGGAGCUCCCAAGGGUCAUACAGGGGCAGUGGCAGUUCAGGUGCAGGGUCAAGCCGCCAAGGCAGCCAACACCACUAUCAUUCUAGUCCAGGAGGAGCACCUAUGCAUCAGAGCUGGGGUCAGGGUAUGCAAGGAGGUGGGGGUCAAUCACCAUGGGGCCACCCAUCAGCAGUAGCCCUGGUCUCUCGCAGCAGUGGAGGUGUACAGAAUAGCCCCCAAGCAAUGGGGAGGACACCUUCGGGAGGGCGCAGUGAGCAGGGCAUGAGCAGGAGUUCCAGUAUCACCUCUCAAAUAUCCAACGGGUCACACCUCUCCUACACAUAGAUCCCUGGUCAGCCAUGGAGUCAGGGUUUGAGCCUGGAGAUGUAGAAUCCAGCAGACAAAGCAGGACAGAGUAUUUGCUGAUCUCUGCUGCGCUCUCUCUCUGUGACACUUGCCUUCAGUUUCCCCCAUGUACAGAUGUGGAUGUGUGAUGAAAUAAAUGUUGCUCAGGUCAAAAGGGCUGGAAGAGGUGCAGCCCAUCCUCACGGCAGUUUAUCGGCACACAUACAAAUCCUUAAAUUUGUUACAUAAGCAAAUUGAGUGUCAACACAUAAUAAUCCAAAUUUUUUAUUUACAGCUCUCCUAUUAAAUUUUUUACCAUAUAUGUGUUGUACUGUUCACAGCCAUUGCUCUCAUUUUGCACAUGAAACACUGUCCAAAAGUCUUUGACAUGUGUUAACUAUGUCCCUGAGAAAUAUGGUUUUAAUCACAGUAACAUUAUUUAGGAUCCCCUACUCCACACCCAGUCCACAUUUCUUCUUCGUAUUCAGUUCUACACUGGCCGAUUCUCUGACGGUGGUUAAAAAAAGCAGCGGACUUGAGAUGUUUUUGCUUUGCUGUUGUGAUACCAGCCUGCUGUAAUGGUCAUUGUGAUAAAUUAGAGAUUUGUUUUAUUCUGCUGUUUUAUUUCACCUGAUUUUUUUUUUGAUUUUUUUUUUCCUGGUCAUCGGCCACAUUCAGAGCCAAAUAUAUGAACCCCAAAUGUUUCAGGCUUCUAUUAAAACACUACUGCAGUGCCUUUUAUCAUUUGAUUAUAGAAAAUCUCUUAGAUAUUUGUAGUUUAAUAUUUUAAAUGUCACAAGUUUCUCAUCGGUGCCAGUGUAUGUUUAGUUCAGUCUGUUUACACCUGUUUUUAGUUAGAGGUCCCAGUUACUUUUCUCAGAUUAUAAUAUUUGCCAGCAUGGUGUGAAGUUGAUUUAAAUCUUGUAAAUGGUGAGAAACAUAAAAUACCUUGUGCAUAUCAAUAACUAUAGUUUUAGGUCCUUGGAGUUGUGGUACUCGAGGGGUGAAACCCCUGCACUACAGGGAAUGUCGUGCUUGUUUGCCUUCAGAAACCUUGCAUUGAUCUGUUGAAAUUUUUUUUCAGUGCCUUUUAAAACUACUGCCUUUAGCAAAGCACUUUAUACAGAUAAAUAUGUAUAAAAUUAAUAUUUGACUUCUUUUCACAGAGUACCUGGUGGAUUAGUGUUGUCGGUACGUGCGUAGUUAAGUUGAGGAGUUCGUUGUUGUCGUGUGUGGGUGUCCUUUCCCACGAGCAAUUUCCCACGUAUGAACCAGCCUAGUGUAUGGCAACAUAGAAUGAGUGAGUGAAAUCCCCCCCACCCCCGUUUUGCCACUGUAACUGUUGUGUUGUUGGUUAUUUCCUCAGUGUAUUUUGAGUGAAGAGUGGAUGAGAGGAUGCUGCAGACCUUUACCUAAGAUAAAGUGAACUGGGUUAACUGAAGAGUUGUUUAUGAGCAGGCAGGAAGCUUAAGAUAAUUGUUGUGACCAUGACAGCAGGCUUGGCAGUACUAAGUAAACUACAACACAGUUAAAAUAUUGGGGCCCAGUUAAACAACACUAAAAAUGUACAAUGUGCUGAGUUAACAGCAUUUCACCAUCUGAUUAGAAGCCAAGAACAAGGGUGACUGAAUCAAGCACAUCCUCACAUGACGACAUUGUAGCAUGUGCCUAUAAAUAUUAAGUUGAAUCAGUGCACACUAUAAAAAUGGCCAAAUGCAAAAUAAAUGUGGCAAAAAGCACUUAGUAUUUCCUUUAUAGCAGUUUCUCCCUGAAUGCAUUUCUGCUUGCUUGCUGGUUCAUAGCUGAAAAUUUCACUGGAGAUGUUGGUGCUUUCUGUUCAAGGUUCCAUGUCCUCACUGAGAAUCUAAAAACACUUAGCACAAAAAUCCUUUAAGGAAAUGAUCCAGAGAGAACAUUAAUAUACAGUAUUCUGCCCAAAUCACAAAGCUGGAGUUACAUGUUCAUAUGUGUAUGUUUUAUUACAAAAAGACAUUUAAAAACGAAACACACGUAAAUAGUGAAUUUCUAAAACUAGCUUUAACUGACAGCCCACACUGAUAAUAGAAAACCUUUUACCCUCUAAGUGGCGUUGAGCUGUCAGGACAUAGCUCAUUGGAGUUUCGUCCUUCUUGGUUUUGUCUACAGACAAAAUGCCUCAUGCAUGCUUUUGCUGUCAAUCCCUUUAAAUGCCACUUGUUUAAUCAACAGGCCAUCUCUGAGCAUCAACACUGCAGAGUUCGUUCUCCCUUUCUCAGAGCCACAGACACUGGCUCUUUCUGAAUGUCAUACUGUGAUAUAUUCCUAUCACAUUUGAGGGCACCAAGAUGCUGAGGUUCUUUCUUAAAUCUGUGUGAUGAAAUAUGUGUAUACCUAGAAAGGUUUAGUUUAGUUUGGUCCCAAAAGCCUUGUUGUUGUUUUAAAUGCCAAGUUCGAGCUACUGUAACACAACAGGCUAUUUGCAUAAAUUCUUUUCUAGUUCUUUUGAUAUUUGGUUAAGAAAAGGGGGAUAUAUUUAUAAUUAUUGGAAUCUUACCUUAAGCCAAAAGCCAAGGCCAAGAGUUGAGUGUUGGGCCAAUCAAACCUCACAUACACGCCAACCUUAAGUUUGUAUGCACACUUGAUUUUCUUGUUUUUGUCAGUGUUGUGCGUGAGGGAGUCUGGAUAUUGUUGUCAAUCAUUGUCCAUUGUAAGACCUCUCCACCAACCUAGAUUUUAUAUAUUUUUUGAAUUUACAUCUUUUUUUUCUUUUUUUUUUAUAAACUUUGUUGUCAAAUUUUUUGUCCUACUGACUGAGAGCAUAUAAGAUAACUGAAUGAGAAUUGGCAAGAGAAAAUGGUGAUCCUUUGUAUGGUCAAACACUGUGCCAUACCUGAGUGGCCAAGCCCAGAUGAGGCUGUACUGCCUCAGCUCCAUCCUUUUACCUAUCACUGGGCUGACGACAUGACGGGUAUGAAAACUGUAAACAAGUUGGUUCUGGUCUAGUACCUAAAGUAAAAAAGGCUUGAAAAGAUGAUGUGGUGACAGGCAAAUGAUGAAGAGAGAUUGCAUUUCUUUGAAGAUGUCAGUAUUCUUUUUUUUUUUUUUUUUUUUUUUUGGCACAUUACCACUACAACUCAUAACCUGUAUUAAAAUGUAUAGAUGGUGGAACUUGUUAUUGAAUGCCAGAGAGAUUGUGAAGAUACUACAUAAGAGAUAGUAAAGUACUAAAAGUGAAUUUAAAUUCUGUAAAAAGAUUCAUGAAACAAUUAAAAUAGGAUUGACGUUACUAUUUUGUUUGUAUUAUAUUUACGGUUGUGUUAGCAGAGGGUUAUUGAACAGAAAUCAGCUGUAAUAAAGUAAUUUUAGUAUAACUCACCUUGUGUGUUA
Messenger RNA from Monopterus albus (swamp eel), 7075 nucleotides. It is a transcript of the gene taok1a, whose product is annotated as TAO kinase 1a. Gene Ontology annotation, molecular function: protein serine/threonine kinase activity; ATP binding. Gene Ontology annotation, biological process: regulation of cytoskeleton organization; protein phosphorylation. NCBI's taxonomy places the organism in Eukaryota, Metazoa, Chordata, Actinopteri, Synbranchiformes, Synbranchidae. The transcript has 20 exons. The coding region runs from base 635 to 3709 and encodes 1024 amino acids. The record is from RefSeq and is a predicted model, not a curated record. Gene Ontology annotation, cellular component: cytoplasm.